Messenger RNA from Diuraphis noxia (Russian wheat aphid), 870 nucleotides. RefSeq lists its product as uncharacterized. NCBI's taxonomy places the organism in Eukaryota, Metazoa, Arthropoda, Insecta, Hemiptera, Aphididae. The record is from RefSeq and is a predicted model, not a curated record.
AUGUAUCGGCAAGUUUUGAUUUUGCCAAAAUAUCGUAAGUUUCAACAUAUUUUGUGGAGAGCGUCGCCACAUGACAAACUGCUUGAAUACGAAUUGAAUACGGUCACGUACGGUGUUAAUUGUGCGCCGUAUCUCGCGUUGCGCGUGUUACAGACGAUUUCUUCCGACGAUUGCAAUGAGUCCGAGGGGGUGCGUAAUUCGUUGACGCGUCAGACUUACGUCGACGACAUAUGCGACGGGGCUGAUACUAUAACUGAUGUAUUAAAAUUACAAUCCGAUUUGAUUUGUGUGUUGAAUAGGUCUGGUCUAGAACUUAAAAAAUGGUCGUCGAACAYUACGUCGGUUUUGGACGCAGUGUCGGCUGCGAAUCGUGUGCACGCACCUACGCCGUUCGAAACGGUAKACGGUCAGGGUACUAAGGUGUUAGGUUUAGAAUGGCACCCCGACGAAGAUUACUUGUGUUGUGCGUUACGUCUCGAACAAUCACCUGUUUACACCAAACGCGGUAUUUUGUCGUUAGUAGCUCGAAUAUUCGACCCACUUGGGGUGUUYGGUCCCGCGGUGUUUUUAGCAAAGUCCAUCAUGCAACGGACCUGGCUUCAUGGUUUGUCGUGGGAUGAACCUUUUUCUACGGACAUUCAUGAUGAAUGGGCAGCUUUCGUCGCUGAUUUACCGUCGUUACUAUCUAUUCGCGUUCCCCGGCAUUUUAAUUCGCACCAGAAUGCCCCCUGCUAUUUAUUAGGAUUUUGUGACGCGUCGCAACGCGGAUGUGCAGCUGUUGUGUACUUGCGGAUGGUCGAUGUGCCCGUAGAGCAAUCUGUUUUUUUGGUUGGUACUAAGACUAAAUAUUGGCAUCAACAAAAUCCAUGA